UCCAAGAAGGGAUGUUGUUGGCAGUUAUUGUUGCUUUGCCUUUUUCUUACAGCCUUAAUAUCACUUUAUACUUCAAAUCAAAACCAAACUUCUGUCUAUGGGACUGUAUGGGAAGUUGGAAAAAGAAGUACCAAUCAGAGCUUCAGCUUCUAAGUUUCAUGAAAUAUUUCAUAAGAGACCUCACCAUAUCUCAAAUGUCUCUACUAACAUAAUACACGGCGUCGACCUACACGAGGGCGAAUGGGGCAAAGUUGGCUCCAUCGUCUACUGGAGAUACUUACUUGAUGGAAAGUCUAGAGUGACAAAGGAGAUCGUUGAAGAAGUUGACGAAGAAAACAAUGCGAUAACUUUCAAAGUAAUAGAGGGAUACCUUACAGAACAAUACAAGAAUUUCAGGUUCAAAAUCCAAUGUAUUCCAAAGAAAAAGGGAAGUGUGGUUCAUUGGUGCUUAGAAUAUGAAAAACUACAUGAUAAGAUUCCAGAUUCUACACAUGGUUUAUUAAUGGAACUUUGUGUUAUCGUCUCUAAAGACAUUGAUGCUUACCUUGAGGGAGGUAGUGACAAACCCUAGCUAUGUUGCUUCAAAAGAAUAGUCAUUUACAAGACGUUACAUAUAUAAAUAAAUUGGCUUUUAUACUAUAUGCUGUAAUUUGCCAGUAUAGUUAUCUAUAUAAUAUGUAUGUUUAAAUUUACUAAUAAAGUAUGUGAGUGUGCGAUAUAUAUGUAUGGGAUCUUUGUUUUAUUUGUUAUCAUAUAUAUAUAUAUAUAUAUAUAUAUAUAAAGUGGGAGAAAUAUAUUCUAAAAUGUAUGGAGAGAUCCUAUACUCUUUGGAAUGUGAAAAUAUAUAAUAUAAUUUUAUAUGUAUUAAA
Molecule: messenger RNA, 869 nt
Organism: Cucumis sativus (cucumber)
Lineage: Eukaryota; Viridiplantae; Streptophyta; Magnoliopsida; Cucurbitales; Cucurbitaceae
Product: MLP-like protein 43
Exons: 2
Coding region: 98-571 (157 amino acids)
Biological process (GO): defense response
Source: RefSeq, a predicted model, not a curated record